AUGGCCUAUCGCCAGCGACGUUUCUCCAUGUUCCUGCGCCGUCCCUUCAAAGAAAUUACCCAAAAUACCUCAGUCCCUCAUCCAGACUUAUUCAAGACCUUAGGUAUCGGAUCAAAUGAUACUCAAAGAGGCAACGCAGACCUCCCAACGAUCGGGGAAUGUGCCGUCCAUCUCGAACUGCUCGAAGUAUUCCGUAACCUGCGUAUCCAGAUCAUCCAGUCGAAGGAGUUAGUCCGCGUAUUCCGUCUCGAUUCGAGCCGAUUAUGGAUAUCGAAACAUCGUAGAGAAACGAAGAGGACGGAAAAGUGGCAUCGGUUCGUGUCGCUUGCUGUUGAGAGAUUUCAGGUCUGGAUCCGUGCAGCGGAGAAGCAGCUUGAGCGUGAUGGAAACAACAAAACGCUUAUACUUCCGCCUGCUGACAUACUUAUGGUUUGGCACGCAUUCCUGCUCAAUCCAUCCGAUUACCAGGAAUUCUGUACAAGCCGUCAGCUUGAUCGAAUUCAGGAACUGCCUUUCCCAUGGGUUGUUAUACACGACUGCAUCAACCCAACCAACUGGUCAUAUACCCUCCCCAGCCCAAACAAACAAUGGCUCAAAUCUACAGCAAGCAUAACAGCAGACCCUCUUGUCAGUCUCACAGACACCAUUAGCGAAACCCAGUCCACGCCAGACCAACCAAACCAAGAAAAACAUCCAUCAAUCUCCCCCGAAAACGAAGCCCUUCUACACAACGUCCUCCGCCAAAUGAAGUUCAUCGACCAGAUGCACGACUGUCUAUGGAUCUCUUAUCCUGACGCCGAAGACAUACUAGAGACUGCUCGAAAACGCUACAACAACUUCGUCGAGUUAUUUCGUCUUCAUCCCGGCGUUAUGCUCGUUCCAACGUUGGAUAUAGAUCUAGUCUGGCAUACGCAUUUGUGUAGUGCGGCACGGUACAGGGAAUUCAUGAUGGUGAGGGUGGGGCGGUUUAUCAACCAUGACGAUAAGUUGGGGAAGGGUGCGCUGGAUGAUGGAUUUGACAGGACGAAGGAGCUGUAUGAGGAACUGGAGAGUCGUGGGGGGGCUUAG
Aspergillus luchuensis is the source of this 1068-nucleotide messenger RNA. RefSeq lists its product as uncharacterized. The record is from RefSeq and is a predicted model, not a curated record. Bases 1 to 1068 code for a protein of 355 amino acids. The transcript is spliced from 3 exons. Lineage: Eukaryota; Fungi; Ascomycota; Eurotiomycetes; Eurotiales; Aspergillaceae.